Molecule: messenger RNA, 486 nt
Organism: Prosopis cineraria
Lineage: Eukaryota; Viridiplantae; Streptophyta; Magnoliopsida; Fabales; Fabaceae
Product: stemmadenine O-acetyltransferase-like
Exons: 2
Coding region: 1-486 (161 amino acids)
Source: RefSeq, a predicted model, not a curated record
AUGAAGAUAGGAGUUGAAAAAAUCUCUAAGGAGAUCGUGAAGCCUUCGUCUCCUACACCUCAACAUCUUCGUCACUAUCAUCUCUCCUUCCUCGAUCAGUUAUCUCCGGAAGUCAACAAUUCAUGGGUCUAUUUCUUCGACAUUGAAACUUCAAACCUAUUGAACAUCGCCGACGUUUCCGACCGCCUCAAGAAAUCAUCAUCUCAAGUCUUAUCCCAUUUCUAUCCACUUGCUGGAAGACUCUUCAACCAGAGCUUCGUUGACUGCAACGACGAGGGUGUCCCUUAUAUAGAAACCAGAAGGUGCCACCUCAGCCACAUCCUCGACGACCCCGCUCCUGAUUACGUCAGCAAACUGCUUCCUUACGAAAUGGAUGAAGCCAUCGACACAGUCCUCGGAGUCCAAGUCAACAUCUUCGAUUGUUGUGGAAUCGCAGUCGGCAUAUGCAUCUCCCACAAGGUCACCGAUGCGUUGUUGUUUUUCUAG